GUGAGUCAGGCCGGUCGUUGCUUGGUGCCCGUGUCUUUCCGGUUCCCGCUACGGUACGCUACGGCACAAGUAUACGUACACAGUAUACGUACACGACGACACGACGCGACGCGACGCGACGGCGCGAGCGCACGAUCGUCGGUCCCACCAUCUCGCUUUCGUCCGGACUGCGCCUCCGUCGUUCGAUUUGGAAUCGCACGCGCCAAUCAUUCGCGAUCAAGCGAGAGAGUCUGGAUGCGCCACUCGCCAGACGCGGCGGCGUGACGCUUUGAACGACGACGACGAGGACCGCUAGAUCGCUAAGGGCGCGGGGGGGAUCCACGCGGACGGAAGGAAGAGAGAGAUAGAGACAUAAGAGGAAGGAAGCUACGGCGUCGAGUUCCGCGGUGGCGACUAUGCGCGUCAUCGAUCGCGCGCACCUCCGCGAUCGGCCGGAGAUGUGAUACCGGAAGUAGGCCAGGCAGGGUUGACCUGCGUGGGCGUGCAGGUAUCGCGACGUACGGGUGCGUGCGUGCGUGCCGUGCAUAGGCCGCAGGUGUGCCGCGUGGACCCGCGGGGGGGCCAGCAGUCGUAGAGAUGAGCGUCGCCGCGAUAACCUGCCCGUCACCGACGUACCCGACGUCGGGGACCAACCCCUGGUGCAGUACCACCGCUGUGCGGCUGCUCUGCGUCGUCUUGGUCUUCUCUUGGAUUAUCCUCGAUCAGCCGGCCCUGGGUCUACCGAAUCCCUCGGAGCUCACGACCGUAGAAGAUCUAUCCGAUAGAGGCACGAAAAAGUUUGGUGAUGACUGUCUGGUGGACAAAGAAUGCGGCUUUGCUGGCUCCUAUUGUGAAUCAAAAAAGAACAAGUGCGCCUGCAAGGAAGAAUUUGAAGCCACGAACCAUAUCGACAAGUGCGGACACGCUGCGAACGUGAACGAGUCCUGUUUCUUCCACGAGCAAUGCGAGGCGCGGGUGAUCCAAACGGAAUGUCGCGAUGGUCGAUGCAUCUGCCUCUUCGAGAAAAUCCCGAUGAUGCAAGCGGAGGGUGUAAUAAUCUGCGUAGCCGAGGUCAAAGAGUCACCCAGCCUCCAGUACAUCGAUCCAGCGAUGAUCGGCGUUCUCGUUGGCAUGGCACUGAUGUUCAUCAUCAUUUGUGUCGUUCUUAGACUUUUCAGCAAGGCUCGCUGGCGAGAGAACCGCACUAUCUUUAAUACACCCAACGCGCGAUUGAUGAACGUCUCGCUGCUGAGAGAGAACAAACUUUUGCACACUCAGGAGAGACGCGGCUCGAGAGCUCCAUCGAGACAACCCUCGAUGGCAUCUUUGAGAGCCCACUCACCGAACGCCUCGCAAGGUGCGAAACACUCUCACCACUCACAGCACAGAAUGAGCCGGUCACGCACAGGAUCGCGACGUGGGAGCCACAACAGCAGCGGGAACGCUUCGGCCGCCUCGGUGAAAUCUAAUAAAUCUCCGAAUCAUACGAACAACGUCACCGACCCGGUCCUGGAGAACGUUACCAUCGAGAUUCGCAACGCGAAGGCAUAAAAUAGGACCGUCUUAGCACGAACAAUCUGAUCGACAACACAUUCCUGUUUAUCAUUAGCCCAACAUAGAUUAACGCUGCGCUACAUCGCAUAGUUCGCCGUCCGUAAAUAAAUCUUCGACCCGCGCGUAUAAAUUGGCCAGCUCGGUCUCCAACGUUUCCGUUCAGUGGGUUGAGGAACGAAAAUGUAACGUUCGAUAAUGCAAAUAUCAUUGGUAAAAAUACUUUCGCCUAGAUAAAUUGCGACGAAAUACCGACGAUUUGAGAUCUCGACUGAUGUCAAGAUCUCGACGAGGUGGAGGUAUAAAUUAUCAGUAAUUGGGAUCGCCUAAGUACGUAUUGAUGCUGCUUUAAUCAAUAGUAGGAGAACCAUCCGGUUAGAUUAAUCGCGAGGAGUCUUUUCAGCAGUGUUUCUCUUUUGAUAUAAUUCGAUAUUCCUCUAUUUAAUAGAAACGUAAUCUAAUAGAACGUAAUUGAAUGAUCGUCAAGAACGUUGAUUUUUGUUUAAGUUUCUUAUUUGCUGAUAGAAAAAUCCUCUCAAAGAAAUAGAAAAGAAACAUAGUUCGUUAAAAGAUAAACUAUCAGUAACGCCUAUUAUGAUGUUUUUAGCAAUAGCAGUUGUAACUAAAACUGACCGAUUAGUGAUCGUAUUGAUUACAUCAAGUUUAAUCGUUUAUAUUAACUUGGACGGAAUGUUAAUGAGCUGUCUUGAGAACAGAGAAUUGUUUAGCAAAAAAAAAGCGAUUCGGUACACGCGAUCCAAUACGUUUAAGUUGUGAAAUAUCGUAGAAAAUAUUUCGGGAGAAAUUCCGUUUGAAGAACAUUAUUAAAAAAAGAUGAAAAAAAAAUCCGGUGCAAUAAAUUGAGAAAAUUUGAGAGAAAAUGAGAGAGAUGAAAAAUCAUCAUACCUCUUUAUACUGUGACAACGUAAUUCUGUUGCUCGUCCGACUAUCGAUGCAGUUUCUCGACCCUUUACUUCAUGAUAGUUGUUUUAAUUAUUUCAGAAAUCAAAACGCGGCCAACGUAACAUUUGCGACAAUUUCGAAACAUACACGUAAUGUAAAGGCCUUUCGGACCAAGCGGUUGCGAACACCGCAUUCAAUCGUUCUGUUUAAUGGAAAUGUAUGUAACAUACGUAACAAGUAAUUGGUGUACCAUUGUAUGCUAAUAUCCAGUAUAUCAGGGUCACAUAGAGCUCGCAAAAUAUCUCGCAAAGGAUAUAUCAAGAGCGAAUAUAUCCAGUAAUAUAAUAACGUGGUCCGUUAAGGAAGUUAUGGAAAAUAACGGUUGCAAUUGACUGUAAAUUGUCGGUCCACAUACAAGCAAUUAGAAGAUCUCGUUACUCUUAAGAGGAAAGUAUAAACAACAAAUUAAAACGAUGAAUAGUUUUCUUCGACUAGUGCCAACUAGUCGAUUCACAAAUCAUAGAUCACGUUAAGGAUUGAAGCGAGGACAAGUCAUUCACAGCGUCCAUACGAUGAUCGACAAGAUCAGACGCGUACGCCUUUUCCCUGAAAGUUUUUUUUCGGUACGUGACACCGCAGCAUCGAGACGCGGCAGGACGACGAUCGCGAGAUCAACGAUUAUUAAAUCCUUUACAUCGAAAGCGACGCUGCGGCUCGAUUGGCUCGCGAUAAGCCAAC
Messenger RNA from Trachymyrmex septentrionalis, 3171 nucleotides. RefSeq lists its product as uncharacterized. The coding region runs from base 577 to 1530 and encodes 317 amino acids. The record is from RefSeq and is a predicted model, not a curated record. The transcript has 6 exons. Lineage: Eukaryota; Metazoa; Arthropoda; Insecta; Hymenoptera; Formicidae.